Messenger RNA from Nicotiana tabacum (common tobacco), 2774 nucleotides. NCBI's taxonomy places the organism in Eukaryota, Viridiplantae, Streptophyta, Magnoliopsida, Solanales, Solanaceae. The record is from RefSeq and is a predicted model, not a curated record.
AUGGUACCUGGCUUAUCUCAAUUGUCCACUCUAGAGUGUGGGUCAUGUCAGCUCGCUCCACCACCUAUAGCUCCAGUGCCACCACCGAGUCCAGUGCCACCACUUGGUCCAGUUCCACUAACUAUAGCUCUAGUGCCACCACCUAGUCCAGUUCAAUCUUUUACAGCUCCACGACUCCUGACUUAUCAUCGUCGUCCGUGCCCAGCAUCAGACGAAGCUGAUUCACGUCCUGCACCUGACCCUGCUAAUACUGCAACUUGUGAAGCACUGUGUCAUCCCAGAUGGCGACAGACUAUGAUUGACGAGAUGUCUGCUAUACAUACGAGUGGUACUUGGGAACUUGUUCCCUUCCUUCGGUUGGACAUUAAGAAUGUUUUUCUUCACGGUGACCUUGAAGAUGAUGUUUAUAUGGAGCAACCACCUGAACUGCUAGCUAAUGAAUUGAACCAACAAAAGGAUGUACUUAUUUCUAACCAUUUGCUGCAUUUGUUAUACGGAGGUUGGUUUCCUCUUCUCUUUGUUUUUCCUUCAGCCACUUCUUUGAUUUCUAGUGUUGCUCGUGAUAUUCAAAUCAAUUUUAUCUUGUUCCAGUCUGCUUGCUGGGCCAUGGCCAAAUCAUGGCUUGAUUUCCAGGUUGAUGUGGAAUUAACCCGCCUGCAACCAGGUGAAGGGGAUCACUUCAAGAAUUUUGAAGAAGCAAUUAAUAGAAGCCCAGAAUUUGUAGAUGGUGUUUCUCAGCCAACUGCUGGACCAGAUAGUUGGCCACUUCAAGUUGUGAAUCAGCAACCUAGGCACCUCUCUGCCCUUCUCCAGAAACUCCAUUCAAGUGAUACGGUGCAUGAAAUUGUUGCUCGAUCGUGCAAGGAGCAGCAGAGACAAAUUGAGAUGAACCUUAUGUUAGGAGACAUACCAAGUUUGCUGGACAUCAUAUGGUCUUGGAUAUCGCCUUCUGAAGAUGAUGCAACCUUCUUCAGACCUCAUGGUGACCCACAAAUGAUGCGCCUUGGUGCACACUUAGUGCUUGUGCUCCGAUACUUGCUCGAAGAUCAAAUGAAGGAUGAGUUUAGAGAGAAAUUACUGACAGUUGGUGACCUCAUUCUUCACAUGUAUACUAUGUUUCUUUUUACAAAGCAACAUGAAGAGUUGGUUGGGAUUUAUGCUUCUCAGUUAGCUCGUCAUCGUUGUAUCGAUCUCUUUGUGCAUAUGAUGGAGUUAAGGCUAAAUAGCAGCGUUCGCGUCAGGUAUAAAAUAUUCCUUUCUGCUAUUGAAUACUUGCCAUUUGCUCCAGAAGAUGAUUCAAAGGGCAGUUUUGAGGAUAUCAUCGAAAGGGUUCUUUCAAGGUCUCGAGAAAUCAGAGUCGGGAAAUAUGAUAAUGAAACAGAUGUUGCAGAGCAGCAUCGAUUACAGAGCCUUCAGAAAGCUUUAGUAAUUCAGUGGCUCUGCUUUACACCUCCUUCAACAGUCAAUAAUUCUAGGUCCGUUAGUAUGAAACUUCUUUUCCGGGCAUUGACACACAGCAACGUACUGUUCCGGGAAUUUGCUCUUAUCUCAAUGUGGAGGGUUCCAGCAAUGCCAGUCGGGGCUCAUACUUUACUCAGUUUACUGGCUGAGCCAUUGAAACAACUCUCAGAUGAUCUUGUUUCUGUUGAGAGUCAUGAGUUCUCGGAGAAUUUAAAGGAGUUCCAGGACUGGAGUGAGUUCUAUUCAUGUGAUGCAACUUAUCGCAACUGGUUAAAGGUUGAGCUAGAGAAUGCAGAAAUUUCACCAGUUGAACUCUCGGAUGAGGAAAAGCAGAAUGAAGUUAUAGCUGCUAGAGAAACUCUUGAUACAUCACUCUUGCUUCUACAACGGCAAAAGAAUCCCUGGUUAGUUCCAACUGAAGAUCACAUCUUGGAAAGUGAUGAGCCUGUGUUCCUCGAGUUGCAUGCUACUGCGAUGCUUUGUUCAUCAUCUGGUGAUUGUUUGGCGCCCGACGCCACCUUGUGCACAACGUUAAUGAGUGCCCUUUACUCUUCAGUCAGUGAGGAAGAAGUAUUAAAGCGCCAGAUAAUGGUGAGCGUCUCCAUAUCAUCCAGAGACAACUAUUGUGUCGAGGUUGUAUUACGCUGCUUGGCAACAGAAAAGGAUGGUCUUGGGUCACAUCAGUUCCAUGAUGGUGGUAUUCUUGCCGCAAUGCUUGCUGCUGGCUUCAAAGGGGAGCUUAUUCGCUUUCAAGCUGGAGUUACAUUGGAAAUCUCUCGAUUAGAUGCUUGGUAUUCUGGCAGUGAUGGUUCUAUUGAAGGCCCUGCAACCUACAUAGUGCAUGGUCUUUGUCGUAGGUGUUGCAUCCCUGAAGUUGUUCUGCGGUGCAUGCAGGUCUGUGUGUCGCUUGUCGGUUCUGGUAAUCCACCUAAUAGCCAUGAUGAGUUGAUCAACCUUGUCACAAGUCCUGAAACUGGAUUCCUUCGUCUCUUCAGUCAUCAUCAAUUGCAGGAGUUUUUGUUAUUUGAGAGGGAAUAUACAAUAUACAAAAUGGAACUCGAGGAGGAGCCGACCUCUUGAUUUCAUUAAGGAGCUUAAAUACUUGGCAGGCUUGUUUAAAUUUUGGUUAUGGUGUAUAUUUUUGUAGUCUAUCAAAAUUAGAGUUCUUGUUUGGAUGGUUGUUACCUAUUGUAUUUUAUUUAUUAUAUUGUUACACUAAAUACAAUGUUUUGAUUGCUAUUCAAAUUUUUGAUUAUAUCGUAUCGUUACAUUCUUUGUUACAUAACAAUGUAAAGAUAGAUCCCUUUAUGUAA